AUGCCUGAAACUGGUUCCAAAAAAUGCGCUCCGCCUCAACGAGUGCGUCAGGUCUGCAUUGGUUGCGUUCUCUACCGAAGUGUGAAAGCUGUGAGUGAAGAAGAUGACUGGACACAAGAAACCAAAAAAUAAUGUUCGCGUCGGCAUUGGUUGCGUUCUCUACCGAAGUGUGAAAGCUGUGAGUGAAGAAGAUGACUGGACACAAGCACAAGCACAAGGACAAAGCACGUCGGCAUACGAAGUCCUAGUGGGAAAGCGGCUCAACAGUCACGGUGCGGGAUGUUGGGCUUUGCCUGGGGGUCAUCUAGAAUGGGGUGAAACGUGGCAGCAGUGCGCAGCAAGAGAAGUGAGUUAUGUUGUAUCAUAUGCGUAGUGCCCCUUCCCCCCUUUACCUUACUUCAGACGGUAGUACCCCAUGAAUGGGUUCAACACUGCUUGAAAAGUCAAAAGUACUUCUGGAAGUAGUACUAGUGCAGUGGUCUACUUUACGCCUCUGGAGUGGGUACAUCUACAUUCAUUCACGCAGUCACUUACUCUUCUAAUUCCCGGAAGAAACAGCUGUCUCCUUGCCAGAAGAUAGCUUUCACCUCACCUGCGUAAGUAAUGACCGGAUGCUUCCAGAAAAGCCACAAGAAGGAGCUGAAACUGCGUCUGUCUGCACGCCAGAAAAACACUAUGUGACAUUAAGGCUUAGUGGUUAUUAUGUCUAUUAUUAACUAACUAUGUAUAUCAAGUAUAUUUAAGUUGAUAAGUAUUAGUUAUUUUUAUGUGCUUAGUAGAUGUUGUACUGGUAUAAUUGAUGACUACAGUAGUACAAGUAGAAGUAGAACCCAACUACAACUCGUCAAAGUCAACUCGUAGAAGGAGAUUGAUAGAAGGGUGAUAACAAACUCACGCUGAUGCACUACGUUACCGAAUUUUGAUUUUUUGCGAAGAAUCCAUGUAUCGAUUAUCCACUCAAUCCUUUUAUUUCCAAUGCCUCCCAACGCCAACAGCAACACCUCCUUUCUCUAAUCCCCCCCGUCUUUACCCAGCGAGCACUCCUUCUUCUAACAUACCUCUUUAUGGCAAGCUCCUUCGAGGGACACGACGAGAGCGAAAUCGAAAAUUUAGAGCCGCACAAAUGCGAAGGCUGGCAUUGGAUGACCUUGGAAAAGGCGGCGAAUGAACUCUCACCUCUCUUUCUUUCUUUAGAACACUUGUUAGCCCAGUAUAAGGAGGGAAAAUGGGCACCGACGUGUGAGAUUUGUAGUUGACAUUGUGGCUGUACUAGAAGAAGCACUCUGAAACUGAAAUGAUCGAACUACAACAAGCAAACGUAUUAAACGUUUGAGAAUAU
Messenger RNA from Amoebophrya sp. A25, 1339 nucleotides. NCBI's taxonomy places the organism in Eukaryota, Dinophyceae, Syndiniales, Amoebophryaceae. The record is from the annotation of a GenBank genome assembly.